Messenger RNA from Aspergillus puulaauensis, 909 nucleotides. Its product is annotated as putative mannosylphosphorylation protein (Mnn4). The coding region runs from base 1 to 909 and encodes 302 amino acids. Lineage: Eukaryota; Fungi; Ascomycota; Eurotiomycetes; Eurotiales; Aspergillaceae. The transcript is spliced from 8 exons. The record is from RefSeq and is a predicted model, not a curated record.
AUGCGCCCGCUAGUCUUCCCGUUUCUCCUCGCUCUCUUUGGGUUGCUGUCGGUCCACGCGGAGGGUGAUGCCGGAGUCACUUUCGAGGAUGUAAGGGACAAAUUGCCCAAGGUUUAUAGCGGGCAGGCCGAGGAAUCCGCGCCAAAAUAUUUUCAGGAAUCUUCCUUUCACUAUCAUUAUGACGGGCGAUUUGCGGAGGAACCGCUCCCCGAUAACGAAACGCUUCCAUAUUUAUCCGCACUCAUCCAAACAUACUUAUCGACGAUGGCUGACCUUCGUGCCGAAACCUGGAUAAUGCAUGGCUCACUUCUGGCUUGGUGGUGGAAUCAAAAGAUAUUUCCGUGGGAUAGCGAUCUCGACGUCCAGAUUAAUGAGCCUGUAAUUCACUUCCUUGCCGACUACUACAACAUGACUGCGCAUCAUUUCGACCUUCCUGAUGUCGAAGGUGGGCGGACAUAUAUUCUGGAAAUCAACCCUUACUAUGUCAUUCGAUCAAAAUCGGAUACAGCGAACGUUAUUGACGGAAGGUGGAUUGACACUUCGUCCGGAUUAUUUAUCGACAUCACAGCUGUGCGGACAGAUGAUGAGCGCCGAGAAAACGGCGAACCUGGAGCUCUGAUGUGCAAGGACUACCAUAAUUUCGAUGAGUCCGAAAUAUACCCACUCAGAAACACCUACUUCGAAGGGGUCCCCGCGAAAAUCCCAUAUGCAUACACGAAGCUUCUUCAAGACGAGUACGGCGCGAAAGCCCUGACCAAAACCAACUACCAAGGCCACAAAUUCAACGGAAAGACUAGUAUAUGGGAGAAGAUCCAAAACAAUAGAUUAUUGGCGCGACGUCGGAAGGUCCCCGAGAUCCCAGUUCGAACCACACCACUUAAACAUUUAUAUGACAGCAAUGUCAACUAA